CGUUAAUGUGCGACCGCUUCGAAAAAUUUGCUCGAAAAUUUUGAACGGGGAUUCACAAUUCGGAGUCCCCAUCUCGAUCUUGUCGAUCUUUUCGUUCAGAAGAAUAUUUCUGCAUCACCAACCAAUACACAAAAUAUACAAGAAUCAGUGACCGGGACACCAACUCCACUUGAGAUCGAUAUGUCGGGCACCAUUCUUGAAAAUCUUAGUGGAUUGAAGCUCUCCAUAUUGGUGGCUAGUCUGCUGCUUUGCCAAGUUUUCUGCUUCCUGCUGGGUUGGCUGUACGUCCCCACCCCUGCCGGACAUGUGACCGUACUGGGAUCUCUGUGCCGCGAGGACCACACCCGCCAGAAUGACACCAGCUUCAUGCUCUACUCCCGCGGAGCCGGCGCCUGCAUUCCUGUCAGUCGUGAGGAGAUGGAGCGGGACCCCAUGAAGAUGGCCAACGAACUGGUGCACGUUUUCCAAAUGCCGUUGCCCCGGGACUUGAGGGACCUGGAGUAUUCUCGAUGGCAGCAGAAUCUCAUCGGUGUUCUUCAAGUGGAGAUCGGGCGCGAUUCCACGUGGGAUCUGCACGAACUACACAAGGAACUGCAGCUAACCAUCGACAUGAGACUGGCGUACCGCAAUAAGGGAGAUCCCGAUCAGGCUUGGAAACUCUACGCCCAUGGAGUAGAGCAGCGUUAUCUGGACUGCGAUGUCGCAUACGUUGGAUCCACGGAGACGCUCUAUUCCUGCGACAUGAUUCCCCUAUUCGAACUGGGCGAUCUGCACCACAGCUUCUAUCUACUCAAUCUGCGCUUCCCAUUGGAUACACCUCGGCAGAUGAAUUUGCAAUUCGGACACACCCACGAUCUGACCCUAACGGCGAUCCAUCAGAACGGCGGCUUCACACAAAUCUGGCUGAUGCUUAAGACAGUGCUCUUCCCCUUCGUGGUGGGAAUAAUGAUUUGGUUCUGGCGCCGAGUGCAUUUGCUUCAGCGUGCGCCUGCUCUUCUGGAGUACAUGCUGAUCUACCUGGGAGGCGCUUUGACAUUCCUUAACUUGCCACUGGAGUACCUGUCGCUGGCCGUGGAGAUGCCAUACAUGCUACUUUUGAGCGAUAUCCGUCAGGGAAUCUUUUAUGCUAUGCUGCUCUCCUUCUGGCUGGUUUUCGCCGGAGAGCAUAUGCUCAUCCAGGACGCACCCAAUAAAUCUACCAUCCGGUCUCGCUAUUGGAAACACCUUUCGGCCGUUGUUGUGGGCUGUAUUUCCCUGUUCGUCUUUGACAUCUGCGAAAGGGGCGUACAGUUGCGCAAUCCCUUCUACUCCAUUUGGACUACGCCGCUUGGUGCCAAAGUAGCCAUGACAUUCAUUGCCCUAGCCGGAGUUUUAGCAGCAAUUUACUUCCUCUUCCUUUGCUACAUGAUCUGGAAGGCGUUUAGGAAUAUUGGCGACAUACGACGUCUGCACUAUGAGGGCCUCAUCUAUCGCUUCAAAUUCUUGAUGCUGGCCACUUUGUUGUGCGCCGCUCUGACUGUUGCCGGAUUUAUAAUGGGACAAAUGGCCGAAGGCCAGUGGCAGUGGAACGACAACGUCGAAAUCCAGCUGACUUCGGCUUUUCUGACUGGCGUCUACGGCAUGUGGAACAUCUACAUCUUUGCACUGCUCAUCCUGUACGCCCCCAGUCACAAGCAAUGGCCAACAAUGAACCACAGCGACGAGACCACGCAGUACAAUGAGAAUAUUAUUGCCUAUGCUGCCAGCAAGGAAAUUGAUGAGAAAAAAUAAACAGUAUUUUUUAUU
Molecule: messenger RNA, 1785 nt
Organism: Drosophila bipectinata
Lineage: Eukaryota; Metazoa; Arthropoda; Insecta; Diptera; Drosophilidae
Product: protein wntless-like
Biological process (GO): Wnt signaling pathway; intracellular protein transport; Wnt protein secretion
Cellular component (GO): endomembrane system; organelle membrane
Molecular function (GO): Wnt-protein binding
Source: RefSeq, a predicted model, not a curated record